Messenger RNA from Crotalus tigris (Tiger rattlesnake), 1972 nucleotides. RefSeq names its product tRNA methyltransferase 44 homolog (gene TRMT44). Bases 27 to 1949 code for a protein of 640 amino acids. Gene Ontology annotation, biological process: tRNA methylation. Lineage: Eukaryota; Metazoa; Chordata; Lepidosauria; Squamata; Viperidae. Gene Ontology annotation, molecular function: tRNA (uridine) methyltransferase activity; metal ion binding. The transcript has 11 exons. The record is from RefSeq and is a predicted model, not a curated record.
AGCGGGACAGACCCGGAAGCGGAGCCAUGGAGGCGGCGGGCGAGGCGGCGCUACGGGACCCGGCGGGGCGCUUGCCCGGCGGCUUCUGGACGGCGGCCGGCGUGUGGCUGGAGCGGCCGCAGGUGGCCAACAAGCGGCUGAGCGGCGCCUGCGCGGAGCCGCCCCUCCGCCUCCCCAGAACGGGCGGCGCGGCCGGCGCGGCGGAGCGCGCCUGGCGGUCCUUCUGCGCAGGCGCGGGGGCCGCGGCUCUGGGGCUGGAGGGGCCGCUGGAGCUGGUGGUGCGCCGGCUGCUGCCCCGCCGCCCGCCGCCCGCCGCGGCCGUCCCGGAGCUGGUGGUGCGAGAUGUCCUUAACGGGUCACUGACCUUUCUGCCUUUGGAACAGACCCGCGAAGGCGAAUACAAGGUGAAGGUUGGCAAUAUUUAUCAGAUUCGGCUCCGGCACAUACGGGACGAUGAAUGGACUCUGUCGGUGCUCCUGAAUCCAGAAAAAUAUGUUCCUGAUGGAAUCGUAUAUCCUAAAGCAACGUGGCUCGGAAGUGAAUUGCUUUCUAAACUGGUUAAAUGGUCUACGGAGAUCACAAAAAAUGAAUUUAAGAGUACGCUCUCUCUAAUUUCUGUGGCUAGAUACAGCAAGGUUUAUCAAGAUUUAAAGGAAAAGUACAAAGAGAUGGUUAAAGUUUGGCCUGAAGUAACAGAUCCUGAAAAGUUUGUGUAUGAGGAUGUUGCUAUAGCUACUUACUUACUGAUCCUUUGGGAAGAUGAGAGAGCUCGGAGAGGCCUGGCCGAGAGGCAGUCUUUUGUGGACCUUGGCUGUGGAAAUGGACUCCUAGUUCAUAUUUUAAGUAACGAGGGGCAUUCGGGAAAAGGAGUCGAUGUCAGGAGAAGGAAAAUAUGGGACACGUACGGCCCACAGACCCGCCUGGAGGAAAGUGCCAUUAACCCAAACAACCUUUAUCCAGAUGUUGACUGGCUAAUUGGGAAUCACUCUGACGAGUUGACGCCCUGGAUACCCGUAAUGGCAGCCAGGUCGUCGUAUUCUUGUCGCUAUUUUCUGCUGCCUUGCUGCUUUUUUGACUUCUAUGGGAAAUACAACCGGAGGCGGAGUCAGACGAGCCAGUACAGGGAAUAUCUUGAUUUCGUGACGGAAGUCGGGGCCGUAUGCGGCUUUAAAGUAGAAGAAGAUUGCCUCAGAAUUCCUUCCACAAAAAGGGUCUGUCUGAUCGGGACGUCCAGAACCUGUCCGGCGGCAGAGGCCGCUGCGCUCGCGGAGGAGAGAAGGGGCUACAUCAGAAGGCGCCAGCCCCACCACCUGAGCCGGGCAUCGGACAAAGGCUUUCCCUCACACCCCCGGGAGGAAGGUCUCUCGGCUGCAGCGGAGGCCGUCGGUCAGCGGCUGUGCGAAGAGGCCCCCUGGGAGAGGGAGGGCAGGACUGCCUUGCCCUCUGGGUUUCUGCCUCGGGGCAAGGAGCAGGUCAGGAACUGCACCGCCCUCCCGCGUGCCUUCGUGGACCGGGUGGCCUUGCAAGUAGCCCACCUGCUGCUGAGGGAGGCGGAAGGGAGCCUCCGCGGACCCUCCAGCCCCUGGAACGGAGGAGAGAGUCUUCCCUUGAGUGAAAUUGCGGGACAUUUAGACAAGGACACAUUGAAAACUCUGAAGAGGGAAUACGGAGGCCUACAGACCUUGCUUAGAAAUAAUUAUCAGGUAUUUAAAGUCCAACAUGGGAAAGUUUGCAUCCGCAACUGGAGAGAAGAGGAGAGGCCCAGGAAGCAGAGGAGAGCCCGUCUCCCUUCUGAAGCUACAAAAACUCGGUUGUGCUGGUUCGACCAGCAUCACCCUCAAGGCUGCCCUCUGCCCUCGGCCUCCUGCUCUUAUGCCCAUGGAGCCACCGAGCUGAACCAAAGACGAAUCACGCCGGGCAAUAAAGAGCUGCUACUUCAACUUUGCUAAAUAAAAAGUCACAAGCAGCUUCA